Molecule: messenger RNA, 1641 nt
Organism: Ziziphus jujuba (common jujube)
Lineage: Eukaryota; Viridiplantae; Streptophyta; Magnoliopsida; Rosales; Rhamnaceae
Product: RNA pseudouridine synthase 1
Exons: 2
Coding region: 1-1128 (375 amino acids)
Biological process (GO): pseudouridine synthesis
Molecular function (GO): pseudouridine synthase activity; RNA binding
Source: RefSeq, a predicted model, not a curated record
AUGUCGUAUCUAGAAUUUAGUAUUUUAAAAGGGUGUCGUUUGCUUCCUAGAGCAAAUUACGCAAUGCGAUGCCAAAGACCCCUCCUUUUACCUCCGCAGCCCACCCUUUUCUUCACCCCCAAAACCAUUACUAAAUGCCCCGAAAAGUUCCAUUCUUCGUGCAACUGCUCCUCCACCAUGUCUGACGAAACUGACCCAACGAAACCCACUUCCCAAAACGCCCUCCAGAACCUUCAGAAUUACCCAGUACCGUUGUCUCCCCCUUUGCCCCCAAUCUCAAAGCAAAUAGAGCUCAGCAGAGCCAUGUCCGCCUCUUCAAGAUCCAGCCUCUUUUCUCUCUCGAGAAGCGACUUGAUAUACGAGGAUGAGUGGCUCGUUGCAGUCAACAAGCCUCAGGGAGUGUAUUGUGAGAGCGUGUUGGCCUCGGUCCCCGAGGUUAUCUGUGACUCACCCGCGCCAGUUCCAGAGACUGGAGCCAGCCUGCCAGAGCUCCAUCUUGCAAAUCGGCUUGAUCGUGACACCAGUGGACUGAUGAUUAUAACCAAGUCACAUAAAGUAGCUUCCAAGCUUGUGAAGGCAUUUACAGAUCACAAGGUUUCCAAAACAUACGUCGCCUUCUGCAUAGGAUCGGCUCCAAAGUGGGAAAGGAUCACCAUUAGAUCAGGUCAUGGUCGGUCAAAGUUUGGGGCCUGGCGAGUGUAUGCUGCCUCAGAUGUGGGCAGGACACUUCCGGGUGGGUCAGUAGUGAGAGACAUGGAAACGUCAUUUGAAGUAUUAUCUAUUAAUGGACACAGGAUUAUCGAAAAGCCAUCUAAACUUUUAAAAGAUGAAGACAAUAUUAUAGUAGUUGAAGAUAAAGCUGUAAUAGAUAGAGAGGGAAAGAAAGACGAAAUUUUGAUAAGAGCUAAACCUCGAAGUGGAAGAACGCAUCAAAUCCGAUUGCAUUGCCAGUAUCUUGGAAUUUCAAUAAGAGGGGAUGUCAAAUAUGAGGGUGCCUAUGAGUGGAAAGGUAUAACUUAUGAUGGCCAUGAACUUCAUGCAGAGAGCUUGUCGUUAGAGCACCCUGUUACUGGUCUUCCACUUAUGCUUCAGGCACCUCUGCCUAUAUGGGCUCAACAGGAACUGUAGCCACUGUUUUGUCAAUUGAUUUGGAUCCAUAGUUGUUGGACUUCAAUACAUGCCAUAGCUAUGGCCAGGUUGCAGGCCCAAGGUGCCUUACUAUGUGGGGCUUUAGUUAUUCACUCCAGGUUGCUAGAUGUUGUUCUUUUCAAAUUUCUGCCACUUAGAUGGUUAUGAAAUUGCCUUGAAGAAGCUGUGAUGCUAGGAGCAACCAAGGCCUCAAGUUCCUAUUUCAAACUUUCAGCUUCUUUGUGCUAAGUUGCCACAAAAAAUUGGUAUCAUGUAUUUGGUCGAAGCUACUGUAACCACUGGCUUCAUACUAUAAUCCAAUGAGAAUUAUACAGGGAUCCUUCGAGACGGCAUGACAGAAACAUACACAUCAAUAUAUAUUGUUAGAAAUUUAUGGAAAACCAAGUCAUUUGGCUUAAAAUUCCUCAAGCAAUUUUAAACUUUUUGUUUUAUUCAUGUAAGGAUAAUCAUUUCAUGAUUGUGAAGAUAAACAGCUAGCCUCAUCUUGAAGAA